Mytilus trossulus (common blue mussel) is the source of this 964-nucleotide messenger RNA. RefSeq names its product properdin-like. Bases 1 to 294 code for a protein of 97 amino acids. The transcript is spliced from 4 exons. Lineage: Eukaryota; Metazoa; Mollusca; Bivalvia; Mytilida; Mytilidae. The record is from RefSeq and is a predicted model, not a curated record.
AUGGAGGUUGGUACAGUUGAUGGACAUUGGGGCCCGUGGUCGUCUGUUACAUGUUCUGUUACCUGUGGUAAAGGACUAGGAAUACGGAAAAGACGAUGUGACAACCCUCCUUCUUCUGGGGAUGGAAAUGGUUGUUUUGGUUGUGAUAUUGAGAAAAAACUAUGUUCCUUGGAAAAAUGUCACAAAUCGUGCAAUAACGCAGGCAAAAACAGUAAAUCAGAUAGGGAAUGGAAGAAAGCAAGAAGAUCUAAAAUGAUAUCUAACCACAGAUUUAUGAAGAAUAGUAUGCAGUAAAAAUAAACCUGAGGAACGAUGAAAUUAUGUUUCACAUGAGGCUGUCAGGAUAAAUUUCAACUGUUUUUUUGUUUUUUUGUUUUACCGUUUAUCAUUUGAAAGGGUUGCACAUGAGAUUGUAGGGAUACAUGUAAAUCAUAUAUUACUUUGAGGGAUUUCACAUGAGGUAGGGGUGAAAUUCAACUGUUUUUUGUUUCUCAUAUAUCAUUUUAAAGGGUUUCACAUGAUCUUGUAGGAUAAAUGAAAAGUGGCUUUUGUUUCUCAUAUCAUGUAUAUCACUUUGACGGAUUUCACAUGAGAUUGUAGGGAUAAUUGUAAAAUAAAAUAUGAUUUUUGUUUCUCAUAUAUCACUUUGAGGGAUUUCAUAUGAUCUUGUAGGUAUAAAUAAAAACUGGUUUUUGUUUAUCAUAUAUCACUUUGAGGGAUUUCACAUGAGGUCGUAGGGAUAAAUUUAAAAAAUACUGAUUUUUGAUUCCCAUAUAUAUCACUUUGAGGGAUUUCACAUGAUCGUGUUGGUAUAAAAGUGAACUGGUUUUUGUUUUUCGUAAUUCAUUUAGAGGGGUUUCACAUGAGGCUGUAGAGAUAAAUGUCGACUGGGUUUUUUUUCCUGAUAAAUCACUUUGAGGGAUUUUUACACAAGGUUGUAGGGAUAAAUGUCAACUGGUUUUUG